Molecule: messenger RNA, 945 nt
Organism: Rhipicephalus sanguineus (brown dog tick)
Lineage: Eukaryota; Metazoa; Arthropoda; Arachnida; Ixodida; Ixodidae
Product: sulfotransferase 1B1
Exons: 2
Coding region: 1-945 (314 amino acids)
Biological process (GO): sulfation
Cellular component (GO): cytoplasm
Molecular function (GO): sulfotransferase activity
Source: RefSeq, a predicted model, not a curated record
AUGCAACAUAUUCCGUACAAGUAUGUCGAUGGCCACUGCGUUAAUGCGUUUUACAACGAUGACCUAGUUCGUUCAGCGCUCAACUACAAGCCAGAACCGGGCGACGUCUUCAUCGCGACGUAUCCCAAAUGUGGAACGACCUGGCUCCAGUUCAUUGUCUACGGGAUAUUCAAUCGCGGCUCCUUCUCCAAAGAUCCUGUAGAGUUCGCGCUUGCUUCGCCAUUCCUGGAAUUGCUGGGAGCCGAAGCCGCGUUCAAGAUGCCGCGACCUGGAGCCAUUAAGACACACAUGCCUUUCGGAAAGAUUCCAUACUCGAAAGACGCCAAGUACAUCACCAUCGCUAGGAACCCUUUUGAUGUCUGCGUUUCGUUCUAUUACCACACCACCGAAAAUACAACAUACAAUGUACAGGGCAUGACGUUUGACGACUACUUCGACAACUUCGUGCGUGGCACAGUACCCUUCGGAGAUUACUUCGACCACCUGCUUUCCUGGUAUGAACACAGAAAUGACUCGAACGUCCUCUAUCUGACCUAUGAAGAACUGAAAGGAGACACCAUGACGAAGAUCCUCAAGAUAGCUGACUUUCUCGGAACUGAGUUUGGCAGCAUGCUGCGGAAAGAUGACAACAUCAUGAAGGAGCUGCUUGACGGCUCUGCAUUCAAAAACAUGCAAGCAACUGUCGACAGCGGGAGUAGCGUUCUCCAUCGCCUGUUAGACUUGCCACCCGAGCGGGCGCUGAAGUCGCUGGAAGUGUUCCGGGAGCCCCUGCGGCACAGGUCGGCCAGCAAACGCCCCGUGACUUACUUGCGAAAAGGCAUCGUCGGGGACUGGAGGAACCACUUCUCUGAAGAGCAGGUGGAGAGGAUGAAGAAAAGAGUUAACGAGAAGUGUGGUCACACGGACGUGAUGAGUCUAUGGGACGGGAUAGGUCUUCCGCUUUAG